Penicillium cosmopolitanum is the source of this 708-nucleotide messenger RNA. RefSeq names its product methyltransferase family protein. The record is from RefSeq and is a predicted model, not a curated record. The transcript has a single exon. Gene Ontology annotation, cellular component: endoplasmic reticulum. Gene Ontology annotation, biological process: C-terminal protein methylation. Gene Ontology annotation, molecular function: protein C-terminal S-isoprenylcysteine carboxyl O-methyltransferase activity. Lineage: Eukaryota; Fungi; Ascomycota; Eurotiomycetes; Eurotiales; Aspergillaceae. The coding region runs from base 1 to 708 and encodes 235 amino acids.
AUGAUACAUCCAGGCUCUAUCGUACUCGCUACUGCCAUGGUGUUAGCGGGAUACCUAGCAACAAUCUGCUUCACACCCCCAAACGCAUCCCCAGAUCGAAAAGAAAGACACAAGAUCGACCGCACCUCAUCGAUGGGAGAUUUCGUCCCUCUCAUCCUCCGCCAAAUCGUAAUUGUCGCCGUGGCUUAUCACGCAGCUCUUGCCAUACUAUCUGAACUGGACACCCCGAGUCUCACGGCACAAGCAUGCCCUCGACCAAACAACCCCAAUCCAGCACUGUUUUCUUGGACCUCUACCUCAGUCACCGCACUACUGUUAGUGCUCGUUGGGGCCUGGGUGCGUCUUUCCGCAUUUGGAGGCCUAGGUCCAAAUUUCACUUUUCAUCUCGCACGCCCUAGUCGACUCGUGACAACUGGGAUAUAUCGUUGGGUACAACACCCGAGUUAUACCGGUCAUUUGGCGGUUAUAGCGGGGUGUACGUUGCUUUUUAUGAGAUGGGAUGGUGCAUCGGCUUGCUGGAUAGAGGAGUCUAUUUUGGUUGGAUUGGAUGGAUGGGGUCUCGCUCUUUGGGCUUCGUUUAUGGGGUUCUCUGUUUUGAUGAUACGGGCAAGGGUUAAGGAUGAGGAGGAUAUGCUGAAGCAAUUGUUUGGAAAGGAGUGGGAGGAUUGGAAUCGAUCGACUAAGAGAUUUAUUCCUGGGUUAUUUUGA